AUUCUUUCUUCUGCGUUAUCACCAACCCAUCUACCACCAUGAAGGAACACAGGGAAAGUGGUGAGAGCUCUUCGUCUUCCUCUAAAGAAGACGACCAGCCUUCUACCACCAGGCAGCAAGAAGAAAGGGCUGAGAUCCCUUCUUCCUCUUCUGAAAAAGACGAGGCGUCUACCACCAGGCAGCAAAAACAAAAUGAUGUGAUCUCUUUGUUCUGCGUUGGCACCAACCCUUCGUCUUCCUCUGAAGAAGACGACCAGCCUUCCACCACGAGCAGGCUGCAAGAAAAAAGGGCUGAGAGCCCUUUGUCUUCCCCUAGUGAAGACGAGCCUUCUUCAACUCUGAGGCAGGAAGAAAAAAGGGCUGACAGCUCUUCUUCCUCUUCUGAAGAAAAUGAGCCUUUUGCUCCAAUGCGCAUUCAGGAAUGGAGGAGUGAGGGCUCUUCGUCUUCAUCUUCUGAAGAAGACGAGCCUUCUACCACGAGGAGGCAGCAACAACAAAGUCCUGUGUCCUUCAUAGAGAUCAACCUUUCUACCACCUUGAGUCAGGAUGGACAAAGUGGUGGCAGCCCUUCCUCUACGUCUUCAUCUUAUGAAGACGACGAGCCGGCUAAUAGCUUUUUAUCUAUCCAUCUGAGUGCAAGAGGGAACUUAGGGGAUGCAAGAGUAAAAAGAAAAAGGGAGAGGUGCGAAGAGAUGAAGAACAAGAACCUGGAGGAGGAGAGGAAAACUUUUGGUCUGCUUUCAAGGAUUUACCUUUGGUGGCUCAACCGCAAGAUAGACCGCAUCGCUAGAGAAAUCCAGUCAACCGUCGUGGAUGAACGCGACCUCCUGCGUCACAGUCACCUCAGUAAUUCCGAGAAAACGGCAGAAAAAGAACGACUGCUUGACCGAAGGACGGAGCUGGUUGUGUACAAACGCAGACAAGAAUUUAAGGUGGAGAGGGAAGUGAGGAAGCAAAGACUGAAGGUGAAGAGGACGGAAGAAAAGGUUUUGAAGAUGGAGAAUAUCUCAGAGUUAUGCGACAACCCAGAAAGGCCAACGUCAGACAGGCGUAGACUUAACUUAUAUAGCAUUUAAGGGAAAAGGAGAGCAAUCAGAAAAAUGGCACAAAAUAGAAGGAGAUU
Etheostoma cragini (Arkansas darter) is the source of this 1123-nucleotide messenger RNA. RefSeq names its product osteocalcin 2-like. The record is from RefSeq and is a predicted model, not a curated record. The transcript has 3 exons. Lineage: Eukaryota; Metazoa; Chordata; Actinopteri; Perciformes; Percidae. The coding region runs from base 39 to 1076 and encodes 345 amino acids.